AUCUAAUAAGGGUCAAUAUGCCGUAAAUGUUGAUGGUAAGCGCGUCUUCAAUUAGCUUUCUGGCUUGUACGUUGCCAAGUUGUUGCUUGUAUUCAAACAUUGGCCCACAUCGCUUUUGCGAUUGUCGUUUUCAGCCUUAAUUUUCUCAGUUGAAUACCAACAGCUUCCCAUUACUUGUAAGCAACUCUGUUUUAACAGAGUUUGAAAGAGCUCUGCCACGAGAGAAAACCCAAAAAAAAAAAAAACAAAUAAUAAUAAUAUACGUUACAGCAGUGCCUUAAAACUGUAAUGUAUAUCUUCUUAUAAGGGAGUGAAACCAGAUCAUCCAGAUCAAACCUUGGCCAAAAGGAAGUCAACAAGAUGAAAACAGUUCAAAAAACUGCCUUUUCUCUUCUCUUUGGUAUCCUCUUGCUUACCUUGCUUCCCCUCAAGAUCACUUCCUCGCCAAGAACACAAGCGGAAGCCCUGGUCAAAUGGAAGAACAGCCUGACUUCCUCACCAUCUUCUCUGAAUUCGUGGUCUCUCAGCAACGUCAACAAUCUCUGCAACUGGACUUCCAUUGUCUGCGACAACUCCACGGGAGAAGUCUCCGAAAUAAACCUCUCCGGCUCGGAGCUGACGGGAACACUAGACCAGUUUAACUUCACACCGUUUUUUAACUUCACACCGUUUGUUAACAUCACUGUUUUCAACCUCAACAAGAACAAUCUCGUCGGGACAAUUCCGCCGGCCAUUGGUAACUUGUCAAGGCUCACUUUGUUGGACCUGAGUGACAACGAUAUUGUGGGAGAAAUACCUGUGGAGAUCAGCCAAUUAACAGAGCUUCAGUUUCUGAAUCUUCACAACAACUAUCUCAACGACAGCAUCCCUUAUCAACUGGGCACUCUGCAAAAGGUAUGGUACUUGGACCUUGGCGCAAACUACUUGAACAAUUCUGACUGGUCUAGGUUUUCAGGCAUGCCUUUGUUAACGUAUCUUGAUCUUUAUUUGAAUUUCCUUGCCGGAGAAUUCCCAGAUUUCAUAUCAAAGUGCGGGAACUUAACGUUCCUUGACCUCUCUCAAAACAAUUUCUCCGGCCCAAUACCAGAACCUGUAUUUACCAAUCUAGGCAAGCUCGAAUAUCUCAAUCUCACUAGUAACCAAUUUGAGGGACCCUUGUCACCAAACAUUUCAAAGCUUUCCAAUCUCAAGCACCUCCGCAUAGCAAUUAACCCGUUUGGUGGUCAAAUUCCAGAUGAGAUUGGUUCCAUAACUGGUCUUGAAACUGUUGAACUGUAUCAAAAUUCCUUACAAGGAAAAAUACCUUCUUCAAUAGGCAACCUCAGGUCGCUAUCCUCCCUUGACCUUCACAAAAAUUUCUUGAACGCUUCAAUCCCUUCAGAGCUUGGAUUUUGUUCUAACCUUACCUUUUUGGCUCUUGCUGAGAAUCAACUCCGUCAUGAACUUCCUUCGUCACUAAACAAGUUGAGCAACGUUGCCCAACUUGGUUUAUCUGAUAAUUUCCUUUCUGGUCCCCUUUCUCCUGACCUGUUUAGCAACUGGACUGCACUGAUCUCUUUACAGCUUCAAAACAAUAGCUUCAAUGGGCAAAUUCCACCAGAAAUCGAGAAGUUGACGAACCUUCAAUACCUUUUUCUUUACCAAAAUGACUUCUCUGGCCCAAUUCCCUCUGAGAUAGGAAACUUGAAGAACUUGAUGAACCUAGACCUCUCAGGAAACAACCUCUCAGGUCCAAUUCCAAUUACACUGUGGAAUCUCACAAAGCUCCAGUCUAUGCAACUUUUCUACAACAAACUUGAAGGUACAAUUCCUCGGGAGAUUGGAAAUUUGGUGGCCCUAACAAACUUUGAUGUCAACUCCAACCAAUUGUCGGGAGAAUUGCCGGAUGCUAUUUCUAGCCUCACUAACUUACAGAUUAUCUCAGUGUUCACAAAUAAUUUGUCAGGAAGAAUUCCCCGUGAUUUUGGAAAGAAUAGUCCUAACUUGACAGUUGUAAGCUUUUCCAACAACACCUUCUCUGGAGAACUGCCACCAGAAUUGUGUAGCGGAUUUUCUCUGGAGACAUUGACAGUAAACAACAACAGCUUCACAGGGUCAUUGCCUGAGUGCUUGAGAAACUGCUCAAGAUUAGGCCGAGUGCGGCUUGACAAGAACAAGUUCAGCGGAAACAUUACAAAUGCAUUUGGUCUUCAUGGAAGUCUUACGUUAAUCUACGCUAGUGACAACCAAUUUGUUGGUCAAUUGUCAAGUCAGUGGGGAAAAUGCAAAAAUCUCACCGACAUGGAGAUGGACAGAAACAAAAUUGGUGGUGAAAUUCCACCUGAGCUAGGAACACUGACUGAGUUGCAAAAAUUGAGGCUCGAUUCCAAUGACUUGACAGGGGAAAUUCCAACCCAAUUGGGAAAUCUACGCAAACUGUUCACGCUCACCCUCAGCAACAAUCACUUGGCUGGGCAAAUCCCUCAAGCUCUCUCCAGUCUAACCAGCCUUGACACUCUCGAUCUCUCAGCGAACAACAUCACAGGGAGAAUACCAAAAUGGAUGGAGAAUUACAAUAAAUUAUCAAGCCUGAACCUCAGCCACAACAUUCUAUCAGGUGAAAUACCUCAAGAGCUCGGAAACUUAGAAAAUUUGCGGUACAUGUUGGACCUGAGCAGCAACAAUCUCUCCGGCCAAAUCCCCUCAAACCUUGUCAAGCUCAACAAGUUAGAGAUUCUCAACCUCUCGCACAAUCACCUCACCGGCAAAAUUCCGGCGUCGUUUUCCAACAUGAAUAGUCUAACCUCCGUCGACUUCUCCUACAACAACCUGACCGGUCCAAUCCCCACCGGACUCGCCUUCGGCAACAAAUCCGCAAAUGCCUUUCUUGGAAACCCCAAUCUGUGUGGAAACAUCGAAGGUCUUGAUCCUUGCACUAAAUCCUCAGACAACAAAUCAUCAAGCAAUAAAACCACAAAGAUCCUAAUCGGCGUUCUGGUCCCCGUCUGUGCCAUAAUCAUCUUCGCCAGCGUCACUUUCAUCGUCCUCACACUGCGGAACAAAUCUAAACUCCUCGACGACGAGGAGAGGAGAUCGAACAGGUACGAUGGCCACCACGAAUCCAUGAUCUGGGAGAAAGAAGGGAAAUUCACCUUCCGAGAGAUCGUGAAGACCACAGAUGAUUUCGACGAGAAAUUCUGCAUCGGAAAAGGUGGUUUCGGGAGCGUCUACAAGGCGUUGCUCACAUCCGGACUCGCCGUCGCCGUCAAACUCCUGAACGUGACGGACUCCGACGACAUCCCGAAGCUGAACCGGCUAAGCUUCCAGAACGAGAUCAAGACCCUGACGGAGGUCCGGCACCGGAACAUCAUCAAGCUGUACGGAUUCUGUUCCCGGAGAGGGUGUAUGUACCUGGUGUACGAGUUUGUGCCGAGGGGGAGUUUGGCGAAGGUGCUGUACGGAUUGGAGAGCGAGGAGCUUGGGUGGGGGACGAGGAUGAAGAUAGUGCAGGGGCUGGCCCACGCGCUGGCGUACUUGCACCACGACUGCUCGCCGGCGAUCGUUCACCGGGACGUGUCCCUCAACAAUGUGCUGCUGGAGUGGGAUUUCGAGCCCAAGCUUUCUGACUUCGGCACCGCCAGAUUGCUCAGCCCUGACUCCUCCAAUUGGACCAAUGUCGCUGGGUCCUACGGAUACAUGGCCCCAGAGUUGGCACAGACAAUGAGGGUAACAGACAAGAGUGAUGUGUACAGUUUUGGAGUUGUGGCAUUGGAAGUAAUGAUGGGAAGGCACCCUGGGGAAAUGCUAGAAUCUCUAUCUGUAUCAUCAAGAAUGUCAUCAAAUGAUAAGGAAUUGCUUCUCAAGGAUAUGUUAGACCAAAGGCUGGAGCCCCCGGAGGGUGAACUAGCGGAGGCAGUGGUUUUCAUGGCUUCCGUGGCAUUGAUGUGCGUGCGCACCAAUCCAGACGGGCGGCCGCACAUGCGUUUCGUGGUGCAGGAACUAUCGGCUCGCACUCAGCCUUACCUGUCAGAACCAUUUGCCUCCAUAACCAUCAACAAGUUGACAGGUCAUCAGAAGUAGAGGAAAUUUUGAGUUGUUGGAUUUUUCCACAAUUUAAGGAGCUAUAGGUCUUGCUUAUAAUUGUUUAUAGUUGUUUGUAUAUUGUUUUACUCAAUGUUUAAUCAAGAAGAGUAUGAAUUUUGAGUCUCCAAAUAUAUGCUUGUAUAGCUAGAAUGAAUAAUAAGGUUGGCACUUUUUUCGCUAUGGACAAAAACUUUGGUGAGAGAUUCUAUAAGUAAGGAAAAUUAUGUCAUGUACUAGUCUUUAGAUGUUGGCAGGGUCUAAUAUUGACCUGCUUAUAAGUUUUGAUACUUCUUCAGCAUGUGCUAUACAUAAACCGCGUUUAAUUCUGUGGAAA
Messenger RNA from Morus notabilis, 4396 nucleotides. Its product is annotated as MDIS1-interacting receptor like kinase 2. The transcript is spliced from 3 exons. The coding region runs from base 361 to 4059 and encodes 1232 amino acids. Gene Ontology annotation, molecular function: protein kinase activity; ATP binding; protein binding. Lineage: Eukaryota; Viridiplantae; Streptophyta; Magnoliopsida; Rosales; Moraceae. Gene Ontology annotation, biological process: protein phosphorylation. The record is from RefSeq and is a predicted model, not a curated record.